GUAGAAUUAAAAUUCAAGCUAAAAAAGAUUAGAGUUGUUUUUUCCAUAUUGACUAUAAGACCGUUUGGUUUGGACUUUGCAUCAGUUAACAAAGCAGUAUAUGAGUGUUUCGGCAAGCAAUUUCAGUUCAUCAUGGAUUCGCGCUGCAACAGCUAAUGAUAAAUUAGACUUAAGGUAAUCACCAGUCGUGAUUUCAAUUAUGUGUUUAUCUAAAGUGCAUAGUGAAUUUAAUUUGUUCGGUACGGUAAAUUAUGACAACAAUAAACUUUGUGGAUAUGUUACUUUCUUUAUGAUGAGUGCCGUCAAACUGCAACUGCUACACCGGUAUUGUACAGUAAAUAAGGAUUUCCCUCGAAAAGUGUGGAAAAUGUAUUGUAUCUUUUUCACGUUUAACGUGUUCAAGCACUACAACUUGAAGUUUUCCCCAUAAAGUUCAGUUCAGAAUAUUUCUUACAACUGCAUAAAUUAGAGCAACAUUUUUUAAAAACAGUUCUAGCUAUGGACAGGACCGAAUUGGAUACAUUUUGAAAUAAAUUAUGCUUCCACACAAUGAUGAGGAUUGCUCAAAGUAAAAAAUAACCUUACUUACACUGAAGCCUUUAAGUGAUACACCAUAGAAGAGCCGCAUUGACGCUAUUAAACCGUUAAAAUAACAGAUUGGAGAAAUUUAUGAUGCUUUUGUAGAAAUUGUGUGUAGCCGAUGAAUUGGAAAUCGAAGCAAAAUUCUCGUCCGAAUCUAAAGCUCAACCGAGAAAAAAAUAACGAGGCAAUUUUUGUAUGAAGGUAAAGAUGAACCGAUACACAACCUUGAACAGAGUUGAUAUGUUUUAUGUUAUGUUUGACACAAAAAUUCAUUUUUUAGAAGAAAGGUUUGAACUUUUAAAGGUCCAAACAGAUUAUUUUUCUUUUCUUUACAAUAUUUCAUUGCUUUCCACUUUCAAUAAAAAUGAGUUACUCAAACACUAUAUGGAUUUGCAUACAUACUUAUCCGAUGCUGAUAGCUUAAAUAGUGACAUAAAUGGUUUGGGGCUUAAAGAUGAGCUGCUGCUCUCAUUUAUUACUUUGAUUGGGUCAAACGAACAUCAAACUAAUAAUCCUUUGAAUAUUCUUAAGUAUAUCAAAAAUGAUUUAGAAAACACUUUCCCUAAUUUAGCAAUACCUCUUAGAAUUUAGCUUACUUUACCCAUCUCAGUUGCUUCUGGGGAACGAAAGUUCUCGAAAUUAAAAAUAAUCGAAAAUUAUUUAAGAUCAUCUAUGUCACAGGAACGUUUAACUGGUUUGACAAAAAUCUCCAUCGAAUAUGAAAUUGCCAAUAAUUUAAAUUAUGAUACAAUUAUAAGUCUGAUUUAUGAAAAAAAAGUCCGAAGAUAUAUUUAGUUUUUAUGAGCCUAUGUAUUUGGUCUGAGUCAGAUUUUUAGAGUUUCAUUUUUAUGUGCCUACGUAUAAUGUAGGUGUAACUAUGUAGCAUAUAGUAUAUAUUUAAC
Molecule: messenger RNA, 1484 nt
Organism: Psylliodes chrysocephalus
Lineage: Eukaryota; Metazoa; Arthropoda; Insecta; Coleoptera; Chrysomelidae
Source: the annotation of a GenBank genome assembly